This is a messenger RNA of Prorocentrum cordatum, 3171 nucleotides long. The record is from the annotation of a GenBank genome assembly. Lineage: Eukaryota; Dinophyceae; Prorocentrales; Prorocentraceae.
CGCGCCGCCCCCGCGCGCCGGCUGGCGGGCGGCAUGGAGCCGCCCGCGGGCGGGCGGGGCCUCCGGAGCGCGCCGGCGUGCGCGCCCAGGCCGGGGCCCUCGAGGAGCGAGCAGUCCGCGAGCGCAUCCGCGUCGGCCAGGGCCCUGUCGGCGCACGCCGCGUCGGAGCCCUGGGUCAGAGCGGAGACGUGGUCGGCGGCCUGCAGCGAGAGGACCUCCCACGCCAGGUCGGAGUCCGGCAGCGGCGCGCGGGAGCCCGGGAGCCCCGCGGCGGCGGGCCUCUGUCGGGGGCCCUGGGGCGGGGCGGAGAGGGGCGUGUCGCACGGCGAGCAGAUGCAGGGGCUGGCCGGCCUCAUGCAGGUGCUCGACGUGGAGGUCGAUAGCAUCGCACCCGAGGUCUGGCGGCAGCUGCUGCUGAUGCUGCUGAUCCGCCUCCGGGCGAAGCGCGCGCGGGCGAGCGUGGAGGGCACGCUGCCGCGGCGCACGCUGCAGCUGCUGCACCGCGUGCUGCACCGCUCCCGGCAGCCGGAGGGCGCCGGCCCCCUCGGCGGGCCCUGCGAGCCCGACGAGGGCGCGCUCGGUGCGGACUUGGCCGGGCUGCGGUGCCGAGUGGACGGGGGCGUGCUGGCGUACGUGCACGUGCAGCCCUCGGGGGAGGCCAGGUACCCCGCCGACCUCUUCGCGCGCCUCGGCCUCGCCUUCGCGGAGGGCGGCGGCGCCGAGGGCGCCGCGGCGGGCGCCCGCGGCGCCCCGCCCCGCGGGCGCGGCGGCGCGCGCACGCCGCCGGGGCCGCCGCCCAGGUGUGGGUUGAGCGCCGCGAGCUCUGAGGCCGCAGCCCCGUGCCAGCUCAGGGCGCGCGCGUCGGGCGCGGCCUCGCAGAGCAUGGACGCGCUCGAGGCCCCGAGAGCAGCCCUGCCGCCGUGCGCCCUCGCCGUGCGGGCCGCCUGCGGGAGGAUCAAAUACGACGACCUGGAUUUCAAGCAUGCCCCGAAGUGGCCACAAGCCCAUAGGUUCCGACUUGUGAUCGAUCGGCUUCUAGAUCUGUCUGGCGGCUAUAACAUACUUUCUACUUCAAUGAUCAACGGUUUCAAGAAAUAUUCGCUUGACAAUGGAAUGGACUUGAGCAAAUCAGAUUGUGAUCACAACUCCUAUGCGAUCCGCGCUGCGAUCGCCCAGAUGGCGAACCAUAAGCAUCACGAGCGAGGUGUGCCGAGCAGCUGGCAGCGGUACUUCGAGGCAAUUUACGACAAGGUCCGCAUUAGUGAACGUAAACGCCCUACCCCCAAUAAAGAUGAUACUGCGAGAAGUCCUUCUAUUCCAUCCGUCAUGUCCAUGGCGGGUUCGUCAAGCAAGAUGGCGUCUCCUACCGACGCUCUGCAGGUGUGCUCGUCUCCCGAACUUCUCCAGAGCAGCCAGGAGCACGGGCCCGAACUUUUUGAGUCCGUCCACGCCGUUGUGGCAAGCCUUUUGAAACAAGGGGACGAGGAUAUCGACGCCCUCUUGCCACCAUGCGCCACGCCAGCCAAGAAGCAUGUGCAGGGAGCUUGGGAUACUAGCGAGCUUAGCUUUUCUCCAGGAGCCCUGGCCAAGUUGAGCGAAGGCGAUGGAGAUAUCGCGCCUGGCGGCUGGAGAGAUUUCAAUAAGGAUCUCAAGGAUAAGAAGAGGAAGCUCGGGACGAUCUCAAAGAAGCCGUCGGCGAGGGCCAAGAAGAGGCCUGCAGCCACCCAGGUUCCUGAGCCAGCCGAUGCAGGUGAGAGGGCGCAGCCUAGGAUCGACCCAGAGGUGUCGCCCCAAGAUGGCCCAGACGUGGACAAGUUCGACAGGAGCAUUGUUGACGAAGACCCGACUGUCUUACAAGGAUUCUUGCACGAGUUGGAGAGCAUGACGACCAUCUUCGCGGCGUGGCUCGUCCAAGUGGGAGACCAUCGGUACACUGAGAGCCUUCGCCAAGCAAUCAACGAACUUGCUCUUGAAUCUUCGAUUCUGGCGAGCAUCGGGGAGGAGGCCCAGCAGGGCAGGGUGCAUGAUCCGAUCUCGUGCGGCACCUUCGGCGUCAGGAUGAUGGACCUCAUGGAGAAGCGCACCGAGCUCAAGACUACUGUGGAGGGGCACAUCAACCCAAAGGUCAAGGUCGUCAAGCGCCACCCGAGCGACGAGAUCACUGAGCCCAAGCGGGGCCCCGAGCCGCUCAAGGACCUCGAGUCGAGCCCCGAGGCGGCCGGCCCCUCAGACGGCGAGGAGCACAUCGAGGACAGCCAGUUAGCCAAGGCAAAGGAGCUGCUGGCCGACGCCGAGCAGCGCAAGCGAGCUCAGUCCUCCAUGGUGCACUUUCUGCAGGCUCACAACAAGAAGGAGCAGUACGAUCAUUCACCAGACGAUGUCAAAAAGGAGUUCAUGAGCGCAUGGUUCGCUCAGCACCUCGCUGAGAAGAGAACGAAGGCUACGAUGAAGCAGUCCCAGAAGGUGCAGCAUAGCAUUCAGUCGCAUCAUCAGUUCACCUGGAUGAGCAAGCAAACGAUGAUCAACCACUUUGGCGAGCAGAAAACAAACGAUAAGAUAUCUUCGGGCAAGCUCGAGGUGAGGGCCGACCCCGACUCGGGGCCAAUGGACGAGUGGAAUGCGGAGUACAAGAUCUGGAACGACUCAGGUGGCCGCUCAGAUAGGAAAGACGAGGAUAAAGAGAUCCAAGGCGACACCGAGUUGACCGACGAUGAGUUGAAGAAAGCAGCGGUCGACCUCUUCAACGAGAACGCACAGUUUUUCGCCGCGGUGGGGCUCCCGUCAAGUGGGAGUGGAUCGUCGGCCGUCUUCAGGGGCGCCCCCAUCAAGAAGGAGCCCGUCACCGAGACCAGCGCUGCCGCGGGCGGGGACCCGAGGAAAUUGCUGCGCCAUCUAGGAGACAUCGUUGUGGAGUUGAAGGCUAUGUUCCAAGCCACCGAGCAGGAGAAGUACGCUGGGGGGCUCAACUCCGACAUUGGCAGGCUGCUGCCGAAGGUGUCGAGCAUGUACAAGACCAUGGAGAGGGCGGCCCUUGCUAAGGAACCAAUUUCAUGCGAGGAGCUGGUCGCCAUCUCAACGAAGAUGGACACGCUGUUCACGGAGUUCAACCACCUCAGCGAGUGGCACGCCAAGUUCUCGAACCCCAACCCGAAGAGGAGCCGCAAAGCCUAG